Molecule: messenger RNA, 6762 nt
Organism: Sitophilus oryzae (rice weevil)
Lineage: Eukaryota; Metazoa; Arthropoda; Insecta; Coleoptera; Curculionidae
Product: NACHT domain- and WD repeat-containing protein 1
Exons: 26
Coding region: 333-5162 (1609 amino acids)
Molecular function (GO): protein binding
Source: RefSeq, a predicted model, not a curated record
CUCAGUUCUAGUUGCAUCGCCUGCCGCAAGAGGUUCGUGAGUGCCUGCUCCCAAAAACAUCGCUCCGAGCGUCUAAAGAAGACACCGACAUGGCAGUAUGAUUCGUAAGUAAUUCUCACAUUUAUUGAAGAGCAGCUGUGAUAAGAAAAUACUGAAAAAAAUCUGCAAAGGUUGACUGGAGACGCCAUGGAAGAUAUAAGUAAAUAAAUCUUAUUUUUAUUACAUUUAAAGAAAAAUAAAGACCUUCAAGUGACAAUCGAUAUAUAAUAAAAGUUAAUAAUAAAUUACAAUAGUUUUUAAAAUCGUAUACUGUUGUUAAAUUAAAAGACAAAAUGAAAAAUAACGACGAAACUAUUUUGGAAAUAUUGCAAGGGCACAAAACUAGCAAAUGGCCUAGCGCCAAACUUGUCAAGAUUUUUAUUUCAAGUAGCAAAGAAGAUUUUGUUAACGAGAGACGAAUACUUUUAGAAAAUAUAGGACCUGAAUUACAUUCAGUAUUUGAAGAUCAUCAGAUUGAGGUAGAAUUAGUUGAUAUGCAUUAUGGUUCUGAUGAAAGAGAAUUGUAUGAUCCUUGGAUUUUCAAAGAUCAUUUACAAGAGAUCCGAAAUUGUCAUAAAAUAUCUAGGGGUUGUUUCUUUCUGAGUUUGGUUGGAGAUAAAUAUGGUCCCUUAAUCGUUCCUGAAAAGUUUGACAAAGACAUAUUUUUGUCACUAUCAAACGUAGCACAAGACCUAGGCCAUAAUUUUGAGUUAUUAGAAAGACUCUACCUUAAAAGGAACGAAGAAUAUGUAUUAUCUGACAUUAGAGAUAUGAACUCAGAAGAAUGGAAAACUCAAUCGUCGGAAAUAUUAAACCUCAUACACGCAUGCAUGGAAAGAAUGGCCGAUACAUCUCGAAAAAAAGUAGGCCAGAUCCUACAUUCGAUUGUCGAACAGCAGCUGGAUUAUGCCUUGGGGCUGGCUCCAGGCACAGCUUACCAUGUUAUAAAUGUUACUAGGGAGUAUGAGAGUGAAAAUUCUAGCGAGAAAUACGAUUUUUAUAAGAAUAAAAUGCAAUAUUCCGAUGAAGUAAGGAGCUACUGUCAAUCACAGCUGCGGGCCUUCAGAUCUCACAUAAAAAAUAUCAUACCCGAAGAAAAUAGGUUGUGUUUCCACGUGCCGUGGAAAGAUGGUGAGUUAGAUCACAGCGAGCCUGAUCACGAAUCAUAUCUAAACAAAUUUAAGAACAGCGUGUUUCAUAAAAUCAAAGCAAUGAUCAGUAAGAGUUUAGAAGACGACCCCGAGUUAAAAUCAAAGAAAAAAAUCGUUGAAGAGAAUUUCCAAGAAAACAUUACACAUUUAACACUGUGCUACGACGAAAUCAAGACGGACUUUUCCCAUUCCGAGCUGCACGACAAAAUCAAACAGUUAAUAGAGGACGGUAACCAGCGCAGGCACCCCCCAAUUCUAAUCUAUGGUAAUCAGGGUUCUGGAAAAACGUCCCUUAUUCAAACGGUGUACCGCAGCUUCGAGCAGUGGUUCUCAUGCCGAACGUUGAGGAUCGUAAGAUUUAUCGCCAGCACCCCCCGAUCCUCUUACAGCUUAGAACUCCUCAGAAUUAUCUGCCAGCAGAUCUGCAUCGCUCUUAAGUUACCCGAAGGGUUUUUGCCAAAGGACGCUAGCUUUGAUCCGUUGUAUACGAACAAUUGGUUUCAAACUUUACUGAGAACUUUCGAGGAGCUGAAUUUCGUUCUGGGAAUUUUUUUGGACGACUUGCACCUGAUAAAUCCUCUAGAUUCCGACAUGAUGUCCACCCUGAGCUGGUUACCUAUCAGUCUACCCAAGAACGUUCACAUAGUGUGCACGUCAGGCGUGCCAAUCGAUUUAAUGAGACUAACUCAGGUUCAAAAAGAUAAAUUAAGACAGCCCGAGUGCUAUAUCGAAAUGGCUCUAGCCCAGUCACAUGUAGAGUGUGUUAAUAAGGCACUGGAUAACUUGGAAAAAUUAUAUGGCAAGGAGGCUAUUUCCAGGUUGGCAUCACUGAUAACAUGCUCCGAAUAUGGACUUACAGAAAUCGAAAUCUUAGAAAUUCUGAUGCCUACCUCUGACAGCGAAGCUAUAAUUUCCAUAAAAGAUGCUAAAUUUAAUUUUUCGUCUUUGUGCAGCGUUAAACAGAAAUUGGCACCUUUAAUACGUGAAAAAAUCAUGAGCGGAAAAUUGCUGAUCGAAUGGAAGCAUGUUAUGAUAAAAGAGUUAACAAAAAGUCGAUAUUUGCCAAACGCCGAAACAACCAAAAAUAUCCAUGGGGAAAUGGUCACGUUAUUUUUCAGCGAAUUUUUAGAAGAAAAUAGUGACGAUGAGGCGUCCGAAGGAGAACCAGCACCAUUGCUGUCUGAGAUAAAAGAAACGCCAUUCCAAUCGACCUUGCAUAAAGAUGUAACUUACAGGCUAAGGCACGUGGAGGAAGCCUGGAUUCAUUUGCUAAAAAGUGGCGAUAUUAUCAAACUGAAAAAUCUCUGCAUGUGUAACUACGAUUUUCUCCUCGCUGCGCUGCAAACCUUUUCCGUAAGCUAUCUCAGAUGCUUGUUAGAACACGUACGUUGCUAUUUGCUAGAAAGAGAAAUUGAACUAGUGUACUAUUCUAUAAGGAAAUCCACAGAUGUCCUUACUAGAGAUACAUUCCAGUUAGGGACACAGCUUAUAUCAUGGCUAAGGCCUGUAACAGAGAAAGGUGGUGGAUUAAUGAGCGACUUAGUAACGUCGGCGAUGGCAUGGUGCGACGGUUUCACCCUUCCGUUAGUAGUUCCGUUAAACGAUUGGUUACAACCGCCUCUACCGACACAAUCAAAAAUAAUGACUACGCCAGAUGUUAGACUAAUUGAAUGCACUCCAAACGGUCAACAUGUAGUCGUUGUAGUUGAUACAGAUCCACAACUAUGGCACAUUAUGACGAAUCAGUUAGUUCAUGUGUUUAAAGGUCAUGCGGACAAAGUAAACUGUAUGGCAGUUACCAAGCAGAGCCAAUAUUUACUAACCGGAUCAGACGAUAUCAGCAUAAUAGUUUGGGAUUUGAAGGGAUUAAAUCUCAAGUUAAAAAUAUCGGAGCAUAUAGCGCCGGUACUGUGUAUCACCAGCGCCCUGAACAAUUCCGUCAUUAUAAGCGGGGGUGAAGACAGCAGUAUUAUUAUAAGUUCCCUAGGCACUGGGAGGGUAGUUACCAAAAUAGAUCACCACAGGGGCCCUGUUACUGCUAUAAAGGUGACAUCUCAUGGUGACAUAAUGGUUUCUGGCAGUAAAGAUGGAAAAGUUUGUCUAUGGUCAUUAAACAAUUACAGUUUGCUAAACACCAUAAUGAUAACCUCUCCAGUUCAAAUGCUAGACGUAUCCAUGGAUUGCAUUUGGCUAGUAGCUUGUUGCAAGGAUAACAAAGUCUACAUCAAAACUGUAGCAACUGGAACGGAUGUUCACACAAUUAUUUUAGAACACAAAGCAAAGGUACGAUCACUGUGUAUAACUCAAGAUAGUUGUCGAAUUGUGAUGGGAUGUUCAGACAAAAAAGUCUAUAUUUACGAUAUUCACAGUGCAAAAUUAAUUAAAACCCUGUCUGGUCAAACUGGGGAGGUUUCUUCAGUUAAAGUAACUGACAGGGAUGAUUUUCUACUCACAGCAGGAGGUAAUCGAAUAUUGUUCUACCCUUUUCGAAGCACCGACCACAUAAAGAGUUUCUUAAAAUUAAAGAAAAAGACACAUCAUCACUUGACAGCCCAUAGUGGUUUUAUAUCUUGCUUGGACAUUUCCCGAGAUGGUCAGUUGUCAGUGACCGGGGCGUCAGACAAUUUAUUGAACGUAUGGCAGUUAAAUAAUCAGGAAUUAGUACUGACACUGAACGGCCAUACGGGACCUGUUACAGCAGUGAGCUUUGCACCCAGUGCAUUAUUCGUUGCAUCAGGGUCUGAAGACAAAACAGUCAAAGUUUGGGGAUUGACAUUAGGAACACUUGUAUUGACGUUUUCGAGACACCAGACAUCAAUAACCGCAGUAUUCGUCCUCAUGGACUCUAGCAGAAUUAUUUCUAGUGAUAUUAACGAUACAAUUUAUAUUUGGCAUGCCGACAAUGGGACGGUGCUUCAGUCGUACUCUGGACCAAGCGAAUGCGUCAAAACAACGACAAACAUGAAAUAUGCUGUUGCUACAAACGGCGACACGACUUUAAAAAUAUGGUCUUUAGUAAAAGAUGACGAACGAUACACUGUAACACAUUCAGAAGAAAUAACUUGCUUCGUUUUGACUACAGAUUCUCAGCACAUUGUCACAGGCUCGAAAGAUAUGUCGCUGAAAGUUUGGCAAGUUAGUGGUGGAAAACUGUCACAGGUCUUAAUUGGUCAUACUGAUACAGUAACCUGUGUGGCGGUGGCUGUGUCAGACAAAACUCACUUGGUAUCAGGAAGUUGCGACAAUAACCUUAUUGUAUGGGAUAUCAACACUGGCGCUGAUCUACACACCCUUUCAGCUCAUCUGAGCUUCGUCAGCUGCUGUAAAAUGAGUGGAGAUGGAAGCAUAGUCAUAUCUGGUUCGGACGACAAAAGUAUAAUUAUCUGGGAUACAAAGCAGGGCUUACAGUUAACAUCCCUUCAGCUGCAUUACCCGAUCGUCGGUGUAGAGCCAACAUCCGACUUUUCCAGAAUAGCAGUUUUGCUGAAAGAUACUCAAUACAGCCCUAUUAUUUGCCUCCACAAUACUCCCGCCAAAUAUGUCAAAUUACCAACGUAUUGUGCCCCUGAUAAGGAUAUUAUAGAGAAUCCGAAACCCGCACCUAAACGUCAGAUGAAGAGGUUGCUCAAGAAAGAAGUCUCGCUGGACACAUAUACAUGGCAGAAGAAAUACGCCCAUCUCACUUCCAACCUGGUCAUACCAUCCAUCGACGAAAGGUUCAAAAGGCGAUUUUCUGUAUCAGCUAGCAUGGAAGAAAUAUCUAAAAUACCCCAGAACGACCAAAAGGGCAUGGGGUCAAAACAGGCAUCCCUGGCUCAAUCUCAGCAUUUCGAUCAGCUCGAAGCCCUUUGGAAUAAAAGAUCGCCACCCAAUCGAAGAAAAUUACAUCAGAGUUUAUCAAAGCAGUCAUCUCUGGCUGAAUCGCAAAUAUAUUCUUCCGAAGAGGAACACUUAGACGCCGGACAAUCAUAAUUUUAUUCUUUGCUUCAUUUUAACGUUGUUUUAAAACAAACUAUUUAUAAUGGAAAUCGAAGUUCAAAUAAACCUUUUUCUAUCGUUUUAUAAACCUACGGUAUUGUUUAAUAUUCGAAUAUCGCCAUUGUUUCUUUCAAAAAAAAAACUUUUUCCCCAAAAAAAUCAUUGUCUAACAAAAAAACAAUAUUUAUUAUCGAUAAAGUGCUUCUUCUCUAACAUAAUAUAAAUGAGUGUUUCCUAGUUACAACUUUUCUAUAUUUGUUCAGAGGCUCCGAAAAAACAUCAAUCUUUAGACCUCCCUGCUGGACAAUAAAUCCAUUUGUCUUAAUAAACCUUGAUAGAAAUUUAAAACGCGUUAAGUAAAAAAUUGUUGGAAUAAAACGAUAUAUUUGAUGUUUUUCGGGUCCUUCUUUCCUCCUAGGAUAAUAGAAAUAAGUAUUAUAUGAUGUUGCACAGAGAGUUAGUAAGUGAAUCCAUUCCAUUACCUAAAAAAAAUCUAUCCUCGAACUGCUAUCGUUCGUAGUCAUAUACAUAUUUAUAAAAUCCUUCAAAAAAGGGUCCCUUAGCUUUAAGCAAAAAUACUCUUUAUAUACAGGGUUAUUCACAAAAAAGAUCUUAGAAGUUUCUUAUGUUUCAAUUUCAAUAAAUCACGAAAAUUGGCAAUAAAAAUAAAAAUAUUAAUAAUUUAAUUUAAAGAGGUAAAAAAAGCAUCAGAAACUUCUAACGAAUCAGAACUUGUAUAGUACCCUGGUUUCAUGUUAUUAAAUGCCUACUAUUAAUAUAUUUUUAUAUUUAAGUUUAUACUAAAAAUUUUAUAUGAAAUUUGUUACACAAAUGCGUAAGAUUCGAUAAAAAACAUAACAUAAAAUUGCAGUCUUUUGUUGAAUAGUCUGUAAAGAUGUAUAUUCUGUUUUAGAAGACAGGUUAAUUCCAGUAAGUCCUAUAGGUUUUAUAUCUUGCGAUAAAACUAUACAUAUCAAGGAAAUUAUUAUAUGUAGAACGGAAUUGAACAAUUUAAAUCAAUAACAGAUUAUAUGGCAAAUAUCGAAUUUACUUAAUGUAUAGUUUUCCUUUAAUAAAAAUAAAAUAUACAGUUCUUAUUGUGACUGUUGCCCAGUAAGCACAUAAAUAUGUAUAUGUUAUUGAAAUAAAAUUGAGAAAAAUAUUUAGAUGAUUUGUUCUGUGAUUGCUGGGUAAGACUGAUUAAAACAGAAAAUACAUACUACAAUAUAUAUUACCAUAAAACAAUUUAUUUAAAACAAAAUGAAGAUAUGUGUCUCAUGGAACUAAUAUAAAUAUCUCGUUAAGUUGCAUGUGACACGUGAUCUGAACUAAACACUGAACUUAAUUGAAAUAGUGACUAAAAUUGCAUGGGCUAUACCCUCCUUUAAUUGUUUAAAAUCAACUGUGCUACUUAAAACCUAAAAUUUAUUCUAAAAGAAGGUCUCUAUUCUAUUGAGCAAUAAAUAAUCUACUGACUAUUGCAUAAUCACUUUCUAGAAAAAAAAUUAAAUACCAAAUGAACCACGACAUAUAAAAGUCGUUAAUAUGUGUACUAGAAUGUUAGUGUCCCUAAAAAUAAAAGGUUUAGAAAUUA